Manacus vitellinus (golden-collared manakin) is the source of this 3874-nucleotide messenger RNA. It is a transcript of the gene LSM11, whose product is annotated as LSM11, U7 small nuclear RNA associated. The coding region runs from base 1 to 798 and encodes 265 amino acids. NCBI's taxonomy places the organism in Eukaryota, Metazoa, Chordata, Aves, Passeriformes, Pipridae. Gene Ontology annotation, biological process: mRNA 3'-end processing by stem-loop binding and cleavage. Gene Ontology annotation, molecular function: U7 snRNA binding. The record is from RefSeq and is a predicted model, not a curated record. The transcript has 4 exons. Gene Ontology annotation, cellular component: U7 snRNP.
AUGCGGCUGCGCCCGGGAGUGCAGUUGGGAUGGAAGUUUUGGGAGUUUGGAGGUGAGAAGAGAGCGUGGCUGAGGAAGCGGUGGGGUGGCAGCGGGGCGUGGGUGGGUGACAGCGGGGGGAUGAUGGCGUUCGGUCGGAAAUGGUACUUGGGUGGACGUUCUCUUUCUGUUUUAGUCCAUGAAGGCAGCCCUCUGGGGGAGCUUCAUCGCUGUGUCCGAGACGGUGUCAAAAUCAAUGUUCACAUCCGCACUUUCAAAGGGCUUCGUGGAGUCUGCACAGGGUUUCUGGUUGCAUUUGACAAAUUCUGGAAUAUGGCCCUGACAGACGUGGAUGAGACUUACAGGAAACCAGUAAUGGGCAAAGCUUUCUAUGCAGAACCUCAGCUCACACUGACCCGACUGUUUGACAGACUCAAACUUCAGGACUCCUCGGGGAAGAAGGGAGCUGACUCAAAGACUGUCUCAGAGGAGCUGGCCCUGACAAGUGACUCUCAGACGCUGGGAUCAAAAGCUGGAUCAGGACGAGGGAGAGCAGAAGAGGAGCGUGAGAGGCAGAAACACUCGGGCAGAGCUGGAGAAAAGAAGACGCCAGGUGACAGUUUGGUUGCCGGAGGUGAAGCUGAUGUGGGCAGCAGGACUGCCCACACAGAGGGUGCCAGUGCUGGUGGCACCCGUGCACGAAGCCAGUCCCGGAGGAAAAGGCGGCCCAAAGUGGAUUAUCAGCAGGUGUUCACACGUCACAUAAACCAGAUUUUUAUUCGAGGAGAGAAUGUCUUGCUUGUCCAUUUAGCACAUUGACUUGGCUGAGCUUUGGUCAGCGUAUUUGUUUGAUAGCAUGACUUGCUGCAGCAGCUCCCAUUGCUAUUUAAAGUUGUCAUUGAGUUUGAUGGUACCGUGGCUGGUUUCCCAUUGCCAUAACAAGGUAGGGGAAAUAAUUGUAAGUAGAGCAUCCUGAGCUUGAUGCCAAAGCAGCUUCCUUAGAUCCCUGUUGGGGGUUUCAGGACAAGGUCAGCAAUGGAGUUGUUUCUGUGAUAUGAGGGAGGUAAGCACAGAUCCCACUGCUCCUUAAAAAGAAGCUAAAUGGAGAGGGUUGGAAGAGAAUUUUGGUGUAAUCUGUUAUAGGAGCUACUUGUGGCACAUGUUUAAGGAGCUUAAGAUAAGAUCUCCACCUGCAAUGAAUCAGAAAUGCUCUUUUGCAUGUUCUGAGAAAUCUCAAGAGGAGAUUGCUAAUGAAACCAACAGUUUAUCUGCUGCUGUUACAUGGGUGUCCUCUUUUCCAGACAUAAUUCUGACAGUCAUUUUGAAACAGUUUGUAAAAAGGUGGAGUGACAUACUGCUGAUGGCUAUUGCCCUGUGUGAUAGAAAACCUUUUAAUUGAAAACUGCUCAUCUAAUGUGAGUGAUGAUAGGACUGUAAUUUGUUUUCCAUAUCAAAGCUUAGGCUUCUCUUUGUAGUGCUGUGCUUUGGCCCUGUGUCACCAGCAAGCAGGUGAUGCAGCUGAUCCAGGGGCCUCCAUAUUUGGGGUUUAUCUGUGAAUGCUGUGGAUGCAGAUGGAAAAUUGUACUGUUACAUUUCAUCCAUAUACUACUUAGUGUAAUAGUGAAGCUGGCAAAGGUGUAGGGUUUUUCUCAGAUGUGUUUGUGCUGAGCACACUUGUACUGUAUCUAAGAGCCUUUCAAGCUCUCUAUUGAAACUAGAGGUGCUGUGUCUCCAGCAAUUCCCAUGGAGCAGAAAUCUUCAUGGGUCUUUCCUAUCCAUGUGAAUGAUGCAUCAUCUAAUUCCAGUUGAACUGAGCUUCGGAGGUGUGGCUGAAAAUGUUUUGAAAUAUAAAAGUCAAAGUCAACUCAUCAGUGUUUUAUUUUAAAAAGACUAUUAAAGCCAGGGUUCUGCAGGUAUAAACUGAUUUCCAAGAGAGUCAUGUGGAGAAGUUUCAGGGUAAAUGAAGCUGUUACAUUAUCUAGUCUGUUAGCUUCAUUGUCCAAGGACACUAGAAUUCAUGCUGCUAUUCCUGUAUUCAUCUCAACUGCCUUGUGCUUUGCAGCAGAUCCGUGUGUUUAGGAUGAAGUUGGGAAAUUGCUUUAUAUCAGGUCUUGUAUUGCAUAUAGGAGUCAUAAGUUCUCAAAUUGAGUGACUGUUCUGUGGGUGACGUAGAUUGCUGCUGCAAAUGCAGCAUUCUGGGGAUGUCUGGUGUUUGGGUGAAUCACAGAAAUCAUUUAGCAGGAGUUCCUGGACACACAAAGCAGUUGGUUUUGCCUCUGGGGGAGCCUGAAGCUUCUGUCAACAUUUCAGGUGACAGGGGGCUUGGACAGCUGAUGAGCUGAGCCAGUGAGCUGCAAAUCCUGGCUCAGCCUGGGACAGCAGUGCUUCAGAAUAAAAAGUGCUGUUGAGGCAAAACAGUUUCAUCAAGAGCAAAAAAGAAAAGAAAAAAAUGAAAUACUAUCUACAGCUUCUUAUUAUACAUUGCUUUAUUGUAAUCCCUUCCCACUAUGAACUGAGACCAGGCACUGAAAAGAUUCUUCUCUUAGAGGCUCUUGUUUCCUCUCCUGUGCUGUUCUUGUUUGUGUUCCUGUGCUCUGCAGUUUUUCCCUUUUUUUCUUCCCCCUUUCUCCUGUCAGUACUUUGUCUCUUCAGGAUGUUCUAAACCCUGGUUUAUGAAGACUGUUCUUGUAUUCAUCCCUAGUUGUUCUGGCUUUCUGAAGCAUUCUUGGUUGGCUUUCUGUGUGGUUCCCAACUAACCAGAACCCUCACAAAUUACUAGAAACAUGUGAAGCUAGAAACAAGGUGCUUAUUUCUGCUCCUGACUUCCCAGCAGCUUUUAUUGCAAGUGAAUAUUUUCUUCAUUCUGUUUUUGAUUGUGGAGUUUUUUUCCCUCUGUUUUCUGACAGCUUUGUUUUUAUUCCAGUUGCUUAGGAUGACUCCUCUCUGCCUUUUCCAUUCAUGCCAGAGGCUGCUGGUUUUGACCUCUCCUCUUUCCUUCAUAUUUGCCCAAAGGAUGUCAAACUACCCUCAGGCCUGUGUACUACUACAUCUAAUUGAAUUCUUUACCUCAUGUUCUUAAUUCUAUUUGUCUGCUUGUAUUGCCUUGUGCAUUAAACAAGGUACAACUGCCAUGAAUGUUCUUGUGGCUGUCCUGCCCUCCUUCCUUGUCGAUUGACACUUCCCCAAGUUCUCAGUUGCUACUGGAAGUCUCAGUGUUUCCUUUAAUCAGAAGUUUUUCUCUGAAACCUUGCAGGUGUUUGUUGCUUCACAUUUACAAGUUCCUUUGUUUACAUUUUAUGAAAAAUACUGGUGCUUAGACUUGCGUUUGUGCCUUGAUUUUUGUAUCAUCCCUAACCUGUUCUUCCAGAAUCAUCACCUUGGUCAGCAAACCUGAUUAAAAACUAUAGUUUGUCUACUUUUUUUUUGCUCUACCUCAUUACUAAAAUGUUCCUCCUCUUAUCUGUGAAGUUGGUUAAAAUUCUCUCUUCCAAUUUAGAUUUUAUGGUUUAUUUGUUGGUUCUUUGUUUGGUCCACCUUUCUCCUUAUUUCCAAGCUGCUUCCUAAAUACAGCUGCCUCUUCUACAACUUCAGAUCUUCCAAAAUGUCUUCCUUUUCCCACUUUUUCUGGCAUUAAAGCGCAUUAUUAAAAUGCUAUUUUAUGGAUUUUGUCUCUUUCAAGCAUCAUGAUUGUGAUUAAGCAAGUGAUCCUGUAUGUGUGUUGUCACUUGCAUGUUUAAAACUUCAGAUAAUGUUGCUCUUUAAAUAAAAUUGAAUGUCAUGUUCUGAAAUGAAUUCUUCUACCUCACCUAAGUAUUCACAUAAAUCUGUUCCAAAAAAAAAAAAAAAAAAGAGAAAACAACCCUUGGAAACAAAUGAGCUUUGGUUUUGGUUUGUU